Molecule: messenger RNA, 1392 nt
Organism: Monoraphidium neglectum
Lineage: Eukaryota; Viridiplantae; Chlorophyta; Chlorophyceae; Sphaeropleales; Selenastraceae
Product: glycine hydroxymethyltransferase
Exons: 14
Biological process (GO): folic acid metabolic process; tetrahydrofolate interconversion; L-serine catabolic process
Cellular component (GO): cytoplasm
Molecular function (GO): glycine hydroxymethyltransferase activity; serine binding; zinc ion binding
Source: RefSeq, a predicted model, not a curated record
AUGGCUCUCCGUCGUUCAGCCCAGCUGUUGCUUGCGGGCGCGAGGCAGGAUCUGGCCCCGUUGGUUUCGCUGAACAGGGGCUUCGCUGCACAGGCGGCCCGUAACGAUGAUGAUUACGAUAAGUUCGCGACAGAUGCGUCACGCAGCCACGUUACGUGGCCCAAAGUGCUCAACGCGCCUCUCGCUGAGGUGGACCCCGAGCUCGCUGACAUCAUCGAGCGGGAGAAGAACAGGCAGUACAAGCAGCAGGGAAUGGAUUCGGGGUCAGCGGCCAACUGCGGGACGCUGGAGGCGGCGGCGGCGACAGAAGUGGGGCCGCAAGGCGCGGAGGCCGCGGCGGCGGCCGCAGCUGCCCCGGGCACGCCGCCUGGGGCCGCCGCAACAGCCGCCGGCUCGGCCGGCGCGGGGAUUUUGCGGGGGCGGCGGAUCGCGGGGUCAUGGUCCCCCUCAACCAGGCCGCAGGGCGGGCGGCCAGUCGCGGCAGAGCUGGGAGCUGUGCGGCCGGCGCGGCCGGGCCCCGGGGUCACCCUGCCGUGCCGCGCGGGCGGCCGCGGCCCGCGGCGGUCACAGCGGGGCCUGGAGCUGAUUCCCAGCGAGAACUUCGUGUCGGCAUCAGUCAUGGAGGCGGUUGGCAGCGUGAUGACUAACAAGUACAGCGAGGGGUACCCCGGGGCGCGCUACUACGGCGGGAACGAGUUCAUCGACCAGGCUGAGCGGCUGUGCCAGAAGCGCGCCCUGGAGGCGUUCCGCCUGGACCCCGCCAAGUGGGGCGUCAACGUGCAGCCGCUCAGCGGCUCCCCCUCGAACUUCCAGGUGUACACCGCCCUGCUGCAGCCCCACGACCGCAUCAUGGCCCUCGACCUGCCCCACGGCGGCCACCUGUCCCACGGCUACCAGACCGACACCAAGAAGAUCUCAGCCACCUCCAUCUUCUUCGAGACCAUGCCGUACCGCCUGGACGAGAGCACCGGCCUCAUCGACUACGACACCAUGGAGAAGACGGCCGCGCUCUUCAGGCCCAAGCUGAUUGUGGCGGGCGCGAGCGCGGCGCUCGCGGACAAGAGCAAGGCGUGGCUGCUGGCUGACAUGGCGCACAUCAGCGGCCUGGUGGCUGCCGGCCUGGUGCCCAGCCCCUUUGACUACGCCGACAUCGUGACCACCACCACCCACAAGAGCCUGCGGGGCCCCAGGGGUGCCAUGAUCUUUUACAGGAAGGGCCCCCGCGGCGUGGACAAGAAGACUGGCAAGGAGAUCCUCUACGACAUCGAGGACAAGAUCAACUUUGCGGUGUUCCCCGGGCUGCAGGGCGGCCCCCACAACCACACCAUCAGCGGCCUGGCCUGCGCGCUGAAGCAGGCCGCCAGCCCCGAGUUUGUGGCAUACCAGAAGCAG